CCUGUUGUCAGUUUCCAAGCAAAGCAACCAUGGUCUGCCGUCUUUCGAACCUAGUCCCACGUGAGACCCCCUUCACAGGCUCUGGAAUCGAGAUGUGUGAGAUGGGAUAGAGUCCGGACCCAAAUCAAAGGAGAAGCUAAGAUAAGGACAUUGCAGCAUGACACCAAUUGAGGAUUUGAAUGUUGAAGUGAAGAAGUCACUUUUAAGGAAAUAUCCCAAACUGUUAUCAGGAGAAGAUGAUGAAGAAGAGGGACAAAAGAGGAAAAGAAAGGAACGACCAGGAAUAAUUUAUCUGUCCACCAUUCCCCCUACAAUGCGAGUGAAUACCAUCCGCAAGGUCUUCCAGGAAUAUGGUAUUGUUGGACGCAUAUUCCUGCAGCCCGAAGGGUCUGGAUCUAGGAAAGUACAACGAUUCACAGAAGGUUGGGUUGAAUUCAAGGACAAGAAGAUUGCAAAGAAAGUGGCUGGUAUGCUCAAUAAUACCCAAGUUGGUGGACGAAAGAGAUCUCCCUACUAUGAUUCAAUUUGGAACAUCAAAUAUCUCACAGGUUUCAAAUGGUUGCAUCUGCAUGAACGCCUGGAAUAUGAAAGGCAGGUGAGGCAAGAGCGCCUGCGAACAGAAAUUGCUCAAGCAAAGAGGGAGACAAGCUUCUUUGCCAGAGGAGUUCUCAAGAAGGAGUACAUGAAGAAGAAGAAAAAGGAAAUAAGUCCAAAGAGAAAUGAGGAAGAGACCCUACCUCAGCCCACAAAGAAGCCCAGGAGAGAACCUCUCUGGAAGAAGCCUGAAUCAGGACCAGGGGAUCCAAAUAGGCUAAACCUACUCUCCAGUGUUUUCAGCUGAGGAUCUGCUUGUACAUCUUGAUUAUCUGUGUCCCUUUCUUCCCCUGUGAUAUCCUGCUGUGUAAGCAUUCUUUUAAAUACUACUAAGUGAAUGAGGUUUGUUGAAAUAAACUUGUCCAAAGUCUGCAUUCAGAAGAA
This is a messenger RNA of Darwinula stevensoni, 978 nucleotides long. Lineage: Eukaryota; Metazoa; Arthropoda; Ostracoda; Podocopida; Darwinulidae. The record is from the annotation of a GenBank genome assembly.